AACAUAAAGACAAACAAGUUUUAACAAUACAAAAAUAUAUAUAUCUAAAACAUCUAGAAAGAAAGAAACAACAAAAAAAUGAAAAAUAUUUCAAUCUUUCUAUUUGUUUUUACACUUUGCAUGAUCGACAAUGCAUAUGGUGCCAAUUUAUUGAAAGGGGAGAAGACAACACUCUAUUUCAGGAACGGCCUUAGUUACAAGAAAUGGCUCAAGGUACAUUGUAAAUCAGGGAACGACGAUAUGGGUGUCCACUAUCUGAAACCGGGUGGAAUCGAUUACACAUUCAGUGUCCACGACAACGUUUUCGGGGGCACACUUAUCUGGUGUACCCUGAGCAAAGGACCUGAUUAUAAGGUCUCUUCUAGGUUUGACGCCUAUAAACAGAACAAGGAUAAGCCUCACGGAAAGUCAUAUAACUAUCUUGCUAAAGAUGAUGGCAUCUAUCACAGUAAUCUUGUGGAAUUUAAACUUCACAAGAAGUUUGACUGGAAAUAGAGAUCACAAACUAAAUCUCCCGUGUUAUCAGAUGUUUUCAAUAUAUGUACUUACUUAUAUAUUAACACCAUUUAUUUGUUAUACUUGUAAAAACCAGUGAUAUACUUGUAAAUGUAUAAAUUAUAUACUUGUUAAAGUUGUUCUUAUUUGUUUCACUGUAUUUAAAAUUUAUAAAUUAAACUUUGGUGUUAUUCAGUAUAUAUUUUCUAAAAGUUACAAUUUUUCUAUCGUUUCUUCAUUAGAUCGUGACGCGAAAUGAUCUCAAAACCCUUAACAAGCCAAUUUAGCAUAUGCGAACUAAAUCAAUCUCCAACACUUAACAUACAAUUCCAACCCAGAUUUAUUAAUAAGCUCUAAGUUACAUGCAAUGAAUACUAUUUAUAAAUUUUAAAUGUAGUUACGUAUAUGCAUGUGGUAGUCUUUUUUACCGUUUUCAGAUUCUUUUAAGAGCAUCUAGCAUUUAGAACAAUUUCACUUCAAUCCAUUGCUAUUUCUUCUUCUAAAAAAGAGAUUACUAGUUGUUUCUCUAUAUUUAAGGGAAGAAAUAACAAUUUAUAUUCUUUAUUCUAUAUUUUGAAGAUUAGGGAAAUACUUUGAAGCAAAUUCUAUCUCUAUUAUAGAAAUCUUUUAUUUUAGAAGAGAAUAUAGUAAAAUACAUUAGAGAUGGUCUAAGAGAAAUUAACUAAUAACCACAUAACAUAAACCCAAAAAAACACACAAGAAGGUAGAGAUGAUA
Messenger RNA from Brassica napus (rape), 1231 nucleotides. RefSeq names its product S-protein homolog 21-like. Lineage: Eukaryota; Viridiplantae; Streptophyta; Magnoliopsida; Brassicales; Brassicaceae. The transcript has a single exon. The coding region runs from base 79 to 495 and encodes 138 amino acids. The record is from RefSeq and is a predicted model, not a curated record.